UUAUUUCAGUCGUUAUUUGUGCAGAUGUUAACAGAAGCCGCCAGAUAUUACGCAAACCAAUUUUUGUUAUGGUCUUGCUCUGAUUUCUGCAUUUUUACGCCAACGCUGUUGCGCUGUCUAGCAACUCCAUAGUUUUCGCUUGGUUCCACACUGUGAUGGCCAUGCAGGAAGUGCACUGUAACAGAAAUUCAAAACAUCUCGUUUCCCAUCUACACCACCAGGCUUAUCUGCAUUUCUCUUUGUCUCUGUGAUUCCUCCAUUUAAAAAUUUGUUUGAUUUUUGGUCACCGUCAAAAUAUCUGGCAUUGUAGGUCGUGGCAUGCUUCCAAGACGCAAUGAUACACCAAGGUUCUAUUUUCAAGAUUUAGUCCGUUAUUUAGCCGUAAUCAGCCGAGCCGCGUCCAUGAGCAAUGGCCAACGACGACGAUGACUCAACGUUUUACCCCGAAGCGCCGCGCAAAGCACCGCGCUUGAGCGGUGCCAGCCAUUUCACUCAGGCAAGCGAGCGUUUCCAAGCCGGUGCGCGGGCUUCCAUCUCCGAGGCCCGAGACCAGGGUCUGGACAUCUUGGAGCGGAUGGCCAGCAUGGAUCUCAGCGCCGACCCCAAUAAUGUCAAUCUGCUGCGCAGCAAGAACUGGAUCAUGGGCUGCAUUACAGAUGAGGCCACAGCAGCUGGGCUAACGCUGGCCGGCGUCCUGGAGACCGGUAAACGCACGAUGUCAGCAGCGCUGCCUACGGCCAAGAACUCACGGCCGGAAUUGUUGUUUCUCAGCGGGGGAAAUGUGCGUAAGCUGCGCCGACGCAAGCGGGACACAGUAGUGCAUCAUAAUAUACUGGGGAAGAGGAACUUCUUUCUUGUACGCCCAGAAACCCCCCUUCAGGAUAUCGAGAGUGCUUUUGUGUGGUUGACCAAGCGGAAAGACCUGGCGAUUCUUAUUAUUAACACCGAUAUCCUGGAAUGCAUCAACAAGCUGGUUGAUGAACACGAAUUAGGAGGACGGUUUCCAAUUGUUGUGCGCCUUCCCGCCGGUGACGAUCCUUAUACUGCGUUUGGGGAUCCCGGUUUACGACGUGCAUCGGCUUUGGGUUAUCUGCCAACGGGUAACGCUAGGAAGCUUUUCAAGGAAGUUGAACAGGAGUAUCAAGACGAGAAGUUUCAUUUCCACGCCAGUGAACGCCUUCCCGGAUACGAUGCACUUAAAAAUUAUAAAUAACACGAGUUCGAAUGAACAUCCGGCAAGAUUUUGUUAUUCGGGAAUAAAUAUUGUGACCUUUCAAAGGCACUCUUAGCUAUCAUUUAUGGCGCGACAACUAACAAUAAGGAAACUGCAGCAAAUUAACAAACAGAAAAAGUGUUCGGUCAGGGAACAUUAAAAAGGUCUAUCUAAGACAGAAAAGUUGCAAGGAAAAAGAGCAGGAAAUAGAUGACCAAAACUAGUCAUUGCACAACAGUGUCAGUAGCAGCAAACGGCAACUUAAAUAACAAUAUGUCGUUCCGGAGCUUCGGUGAGAUUAAACCGUUGCUCAUGGGCGUGGCCUUCGUAAUUCACACC
This is a messenger RNA of Paramacrobiotus metropolitanus, 1552 nucleotides long. RefSeq lists its product as uncharacterized. Gene Ontology annotation, biological process: monoatomic ion transmembrane transport. NCBI's taxonomy places the organism in Eukaryota, Metazoa, Tardigrada, Eutardigrada, Parachela, Macrobiotidae. Gene Ontology annotation, cellular component: membrane. Gene Ontology annotation, molecular function: proton-transporting ATPase activity, rotational mechanism. The record is from RefSeq and is a predicted model, not a curated record. The transcript has 5 exons. The coding region runs from base 410 to 1213 and encodes 267 amino acids.